Molecule: messenger RNA, 4422 nt
Organism: Melanotaenia boesemani (Boeseman's rainbowfish)
Lineage: Eukaryota; Metazoa; Chordata; Actinopteri; Atheriniformes; Melanotaeniidae
Product: G-protein coupled receptor family C group 6 member A-like
Exons: 6
Coding region: 30-2570 (846 amino acids)
Biological process (GO): G protein-coupled receptor signaling pathway
Cellular component (GO): membrane
Molecular function (GO): G protein-coupled receptor activity
Source: RefSeq, a predicted model, not a curated record
ACCAUCUACUUCAAUUGCAUGUGUGCACAAUGUUCCUGCUGAAGUUUCUAGUCGGCAUCGUUGGAGUGUUUUACUCUUGUUCAGACCAUGAUUAUCUUCAUGUACGCUCUCCUGGAGACAUCAUGAUUGGGGGGCUUUUCCCCAUUCACUUGGAAACCACGAGAAAUGCCACAAAUCCAAAAGAAGUCUCCUGUACUGAGCCUGAUUUACAAAUGUUCCUGCGCACUCAAGUGAUGAUAUAUGCCAUCCAGAAAAUAAACCAGAACACACCCAGAGUGCUGCCCAACAUCACCCUGGGAUAUGACAUCUAUGAUACUUGUGCAGAUGUCAGCCUUGCCAUCAGAGCCACUCUGGAGAUGCUGAAGAGCCAUUCAGAUCCUCAGAACUGUCCUCUACCUUCAAACAUCCUUUUACCCUUACCUGAACCCCAAACAAAAGUUGUGAUUGGUGAAAGAUACUCUGAAGUGUCUACAGCUGUUGCACGGCUUACUACUCUAUCAUCACUUACCCAGAUUAGUUAUUCAUCCACCAGUGAAUUGCUCAGCAAGAAGUUCAAGUUCCCCACUUUUUUGCGAACGGUUCCAAGUGACGCUUUUCAAACAGAAGGCAUCUCUGAGCUUGUGAAUGAGUUUAACUGGAAAACAGUGGCCAUUGUGGGAAGUGAUGAUGAGUAUGGGAAGUAUGGCAGUGAUCGCCUUGAAGAAACUUUUAUUAAAAGGAACGUCUGUGUUGAAUUUGUGGAGAUUCUGCCUGGUAACUUCACCCAAAAUGAUUCACGUAGCCAACAAAAACUGUCAAAUCUGAUAGAGACUUUGAAUAACUCCGUAGCUGAAGCCAUUAUCAUGUUCACCAAGGACACUAAUGUUAAAAUCAUCAUGGAAGCCGCUAUUAAAUACAACCUCAACAGAACCUGGAUUGCGAGCGAAACAUGGUCCACCUCCCCAAGAAUCUCUACGAUGCCUGGCAUUGAGCUUGCAGGGCAAGUUUUUGGGUUCAUCUUUAAGAGGAACGAGGUGCCUGGUUUUAAAGAAUAUGUCAGGUCAAUGUUCAACGGAACUACAAACAGCAUCAUCGAGCGUCUCAAGAAUCUCUAUCUUUGCUCAAACCAGUCCACGCAGGAUGUAGGAAUAAAUUGCUCCAAAAAGUGUUCAGACCCAGGCUGCUUGGCCUCCUACGUCGACCAGGAUAAAUCUUAUAGCGUCUACUUGGCUGUUCAGGUUGUUGCCGAGGGUCUGAGAGCCUUGCUAAAAUGUGAUGACCUACGAUGUGAACGUGACACCAAUUUUACAACCUUUGAGCUCCUGAAGGAAAUACAGAAAGUCAACAUUACCUUGAACAACACACAUUUAUAUUUUACUGAUGGAGACCCUAGUUUGGGAUAUGAUAUUGUGCAAUGGAAAAAAUCCACAAAAGGCACACAGAUAAAAGGCACACAGAUAAAAAUCAUUGGGGAAUACUGGCCAAACAAAACUAUCACACUACCAGAGGAUCUCAGGCAGAGGAUGAAAGAUAUAAAGGUGACGCCUUAUUAUUGCUCGAAAACCUGCGAACCAGGAUACAUGUUGAAACUCCAACGGAAAAAAUGCUGCUUUGAUUGUGUUCCAUGUGCGGAAGGAGAGUUUUCCGAGGGAAAUGGUGAUCCAUGUGAACAGUGUCAGGACAUGGAGCAUUCCGUGGAUGGAAACAGGUCUAAGUGUUUGCCAGACACUGAGGAAUUCCUCAAAUGGACAGAUCCCUUCGCCAUAAUUCUGAACUGCUUGGCAGGCAUUGCAAUCAUUGCUACCCUUUUAUUUACUGUUCUCUUCACAAUCAACCGCAGAACCCCCAUCGUGAAGGCAGUAGGAGGUUAUUUGUGUUUCCUGGAGCUCUUUUCCCUGCUUUUCAGCUUCUGUCUUACAUUUACCUUCAUGGGAAAACCCACUGGUAAAUCCUCCUGUGCUGGCAUCCCUCUCUUUGGAGCAGCAUUCUCUCUUUGCGUCUCCUGCAUUCUGGCCAACUUGCUUCAGAUCUUGGUGGGCUUUAACUUUGACCUGAAGGCUGGUUCCUGGAUUAAGAAGCUCAAUCAACCAGUAGCUGUUGUGAUCAUCAUGUCUGGGAUCCAGUUGGCUCUAACAGUGUCGUGGCUGAUAUUACAACCACCGACUUCUGGACAUGAGAGAGACACAGACCAAGACAUUGUCCUGUACCUGUGUAAGACAGAGUCUGAUGCGUUUUUAAUAGCGAUGAUAGCCUACAAUGCUUUCCUGGGCAUCAUCUGUUUCCUGUUUGCAUUCAAAGGGACACAGUUGCCAGAUUUGUACAAAAAUGCAUCAUUAAUCAGUGUCAGUAUGGUGCUGUUCUUGAUCAUAUGGAUUGUCUUUCUCCCAAUUUUUAUCACUUUGAAGGGGAAGUACAAGGCUGCUACAAGCAGUGCAGCCAUUCUCAUUUCUAGCGCCAGCAUCCUCUGCUGUCACUUGGCCCCCAAGUGUUACAUCAUGUUGUUUAGAAAAGAGCUUAAUAAUGAGAGGGCCAUAACUGAAUACAUCAGGAAGCAUUAUGAGCAGAAGGGAGUGUCUGUGGUGCAGUCAUGAUUUCAAGGGUUAGGUCAAUAACUAUUUGGAAAGUGAUGUCCUCCUUCAUUUUCAACAUUAUGUAAUAAUAAGUAAAAGUUGCAUGUUUUUAGCAGAAUCCAACCAUUUCCUAAAAGGUAAUUUCCUAAAAACAGAUAUAAAGACACACUCACACACACAUAUGUAUAUUUUAUAUAUAUAUAUAUUAAAUAUAUAUGUGUGUGUGUGAGUGGAGAAUCAGGGAGGAUGCCUGCAACUCAGAUCAGGAAUAACAGAGAACCAAUUUUUUCUUAUCUAAAGCAGGGAUGUCCACUUCUGGUCCAUGAGGAGCCCCAGUUCUGCAGGUUUUAUAUGUUUCCCUGCUCCAACACACCUGACUCACAUGGGUCAUUGUGCAUAGCUUGACAAUAAGCUGUUGUUUUGUGUGUAAAUCGUGAUUACAGUUGUAUGUUAAAUUAGGUUUUAUUUUCCUUUCUACAUUUUUUUAUCCUAGACUAAACCUUUUAAAUGCCUUUUUGUCGGAUGCUUCAGAUGCAGUUGACUGAAGAGAAUAUAUAGUUGGUGUGUUUUUGGAUUUGCAGAAGGCGUUCGAUACAGAUCAUAAUUUACUUCUUGAUAAAUGACAUGGGUAUGGAAUCAGAGGAGUUGCAUGUGAAUGAUCACAGAGGUAUUUAGCAAACCGAUAUCAAUUUGUACAUGUAAAUAAUACGGAUUCUGAGUUAUACAGGUAUCAUGUGGGGUCCCACAGGGCUCUGUACUAGGCCCUUUAUUGUUUAUAUUGUUUAUUAAUGAUUUGUGUCGUGUUUCCUGUUGUUAAAGUGCAUUUUAUUGGCAGAUGAUACAACUUUCUUUUGCAACUUAAAACAGCUUCUGGAUACAGUGGAAUAUGAAUUUGAGUUCCUUUGCCCGGGAACUUGAAUGGUUGUCAACAAGCUAUCUAUUCACUUUAGAAAAACAAAAUGUAUUAUAUUUGCAAAACGUACAUCAAAUAGUUACAAAAUAAUUAAAAUAAAUAAUCAUGAAAUGUACAGAGUUACAGAAAUUAAGUUUUUAGGAGUCAUUGUAGAUCAUAAUCUAAACUGGAAAUCAUAUAUAAAUGAUGUCAAAACCAAGAUGUCAACAUCUAGUGUAAUACUGUGCAAAGUAAAGGACUAUCUGUCAGAAAUCACUUUUUAUUUUAUAUAAGACAUUGAACAAGUUUUCAAGUUCAAGUUUCAAGUUUAUUAGUCAUAUACAGCAACAAUGAAACAUCACUACCGGCAAUGAAAUUCUUGGACUCAGAGCCCCCUCAAACAGCAAGAUUGUGAACCAACAAAUCCACUAUUUAUUAAAUUACAUGUACUGAAAUUUAGAGAUCUAGUAGAUUACAGUACAAUUCAAAUUAUGUAUAAAGUUAAUAAUAACCAGUUGCCAUUCUGUAUCCAGAGGCUGUUUAAAAAGAGGGAGAAAUGUUCUGAACUUAGAGGAAAUUAAAUAUUUAGCAAACCAGACGUACGGACAAAUAUUAAGAUUUAUUGUAUUUCUGUGUCAAACUUAACUGAUUACUUAAAAAUUAGUUCUACUUUGAAUUUUUUUUUAAAAAGUACAUAAAUGAUAUAAUAAAGCAUCAUGAAAAUGAAAUGCUAAAAAUCUUGUGGGAAAUAUUUUUAUAAGUUGCUGUUACUAUCAAUGGUGGUGAUGAUGUAAAUCUUUCUAUAGUGCUAAUCUUUUUGGUAAUUUGAUAACAUUGUUUUGGUAUGAGUAGGCGUUUCAUAAGCUACUAGCUUCUGCUUACACCCUUUCAUUUUUUUCAUCUUUUCUGUAAUUUUUAAAAAAUGUUUUUACUUUUAAAAAAAUAAAACAAUGUCACCUAUACAAUCACAUGAAAUCAAGU